Messenger RNA from Rotaria sp. Silwood2, 1899 nucleotides. The record is from the annotation of a GenBank genome assembly. NCBI's taxonomy places the organism in Eukaryota, Metazoa, Rotifera, Eurotatoria, Philodinida, Philodinidae.
AUGGCUGAAAACGAUACACCCUCGACUGAAGUACAUCUACAUAAACCCGAUGAACAAGUCAUUCACGGCGAAAGUCAUCAACAAAAAGAACAAAUAAUUGUUGAAAAUGCAAAUAUUUCUCAUCAUCUAGAAGAUAUUCAUGUUACAGUUAAUAAUGAAAAUCUUGCACCAAUCGAAAAUAAAACUGAAGAAAUUAAAGAUAAAGUUAAUGAGGUAGUUGAUAACACACAACAUACAUUGAAUGAAACAGUUAAUAUAACUGGUGAACAUGCAACUGCUGCUGCUCAUAAUGUUCAGGAACAAGCAAAAGAAACUGCAGAUAAUGUUCAAGAAAAAGCUACUGAAUUAAAACAGGAUGCUGUUGCUACUGCACAUGCCGUAGAAGAAAAAGCUGCAGACACAACACAUGUUGUUCAAGUUUUAGAUAAAGCUGUUGAAUUAAAACAUGAUGUUCAAGAUAAAGCUGCUGAAUUAAAACAAGACGCAGUCGCUACUGCUCAUGCAGCAGAAGAAAAAGCUACUAAUGCAGCACAUGCUACUCAAGAUAAAGCUGCUGAAUUAACACAUGACGCGUCUACAGCCGCUCACGAUGCUCAAGAAAAAGCCAAAGAAGUAGCACAUGAUGUUCAAGUACAACAUGGCGCGGCUGAGGCUGCUCAUGGUGCUCAAGAGAAAGUCCACCAAGUAGCACACAAUGUGCAUGACAAAGCAAGUGAAAUAGCUGCUGAUACGAAAGGUGCUUUUAUAGCUGGUGAAAAAGCAGUUGAAGAGAAAUUAACUGCAGCCAAAGACACAGUUUUAGAAAAAUCAAGUGAAUUAGUUGAUAGUGCUAAACAUACUGCUCAUGAUGCUAAUGUUAAAGCACAUGAAUUAGGAAAAUCAGUUGAAGAAAAAUUAGAAUCAGCUGAAAAAACUGCUGAACAUAAACUUGAAGAUGGUAAACAUGCGAUUAGCGAAAAAGCAUCUGAAGCUAAAGCUAAAGGUGCUGGAAUCCUUGGUGCAACACAACAUGCAAUUGCUUCCGGUGCUGCAAUUGUUAGCGAAAAAGUUAAACAUGGAAUAGAAUUAGCAUCUGGUGCCGUUUCUCAUGGUAAAUCACAUGAAUCCGAAAAACAAGUCGAACAUAAAUUAGAAUCAGCUGAAAAAAUUGCUGAAGAAAAAGUCGAAGAAAGUAAACAAACAGUUAAUGAAAAAGCAUCUGACGCUAAAUCUAAAGGUACUGAAAUACUUGGUGCAACACAACAAGCACUUUCGAGUGGUGCUGCAGUUGUUACUGAAAAAGCUAAGCAAGGAAUAGAAUUAGCAUCUGGUGCUGCUUCGAAUGUUAAAACAUCUACUGGACAAUUAGCAGGCGACGCACAAGCGAAAGUUGUUGAAACGGCUCAUAAUGCCCAGGUAAAAGCUAGCGAAUUGUUAACAACUGUUGAAACAAAAGCUGCUGAUGCUGCUAAUGUAAUUGCUGCAAAAACUGUCGAAGCAAAAAAUACUACUGUAGCUGCUGCACAAACGGUCGCAUCGACAAUUCACGAAAAAACAAGCGCUCUUUUGGAUAGUGGUAAACAAGUCUUAACAUCUUCAGCUGCAUCUCAAUCUGCACCAAUAGUAUCUGCUGGUACUGAUCAUAUCUCACAAGAAGCAUAUGUUACUCAUACAUCUGGUCAAACUGCUCAUGGUCCAGAUCCAAUAACUGCUGAACAAGUCGCACCAACUACAACGAAAGCUAGUAAAGGUGGUCCAAUAGCUGCAAUUCGUAAUUUUUUUAUUCGUUUAUUCAGUCCAUCAUCACAUAGACAUGAAGAACAACGAAAAGCUAACAGUAAUGUUCCUACAAAUGCUGCUGAUCACACAACUGAAACUACAACAACAGUUGCAACAAGCAAUCCACCAAUAUUAUCAUGA